CAGGCUGUCUGAAAAAAUGCGUUUCCUUUUCAAGGGCCUGUGUGCGGUGUGUGUGUGUUUUAAAGACAGCUGUAGCCCUUGGGUGUGCUGCGCGUCCGUAACGCUUAAAAACUGCUCGCACUGGGCGUUUUAACUGGUCAAGAACACAGCAAUACGCCGCAACAGUUGUGUUUUUGUCGUGGAAGUGUUCGUUUCCGUACGCGCGCUGUGUUUUUAAAAUAAAAGCGCACACAUCCGUCGUUGCCUCAACGGUUUAGGGGUUGUAUCUGUAUGCACGAGUCGUUCAUCUUUUGUCUGUAUUAAUGUUUGGAGGAAAGGUCUCGGAAGACCAUAGACUGUAGGCGACCACAUCUAUAACGUUAGCUCUCUGCAUUCUGGGUUUGAGCCGCAUGCUUUAUUGAAUUCAUACAUGGACUAAGUGGACAAUCCAAAAACGCCAACUUUACGACAUUCGUUGAAUCUACAGUUAACAGGUAUUUGGCCGGUUUUGGCUGGAGCUGUACGCCACAGGGCGCAGUUCUGAUGUUACGGGUUGAAACGGGUCGGCAGUGAGAGGCUUUCCCUCAGCUAUGUCUACCUUUGAGGUAACGCAAGAGACAUCAAUUACGACCUGGCCUGCGGGCACAGAGUGUGUGGCCAGGUACAACUUUCCGGGAUCGACAGACCGGGACUUACCCAUGUGCAAAGGAGAUGUGCUUACUAUCAUUGGAGUCACAAAGGAUCCAAACUGGUACAAAGCAAAAAACUCAGCAGGACAAGAGGGGACCAUACCAGCAAACUAUGUUCAGAAAAGAGAAGGUGUGAAGUCGGGGGGAAAACUGAGUCUUAUGCCAUGGUUUCAUGGAAAGAUCACACGUGAGCAGGCAGAAAGGCUCCUCUAUCCCCCGGAGACAGGCCUCUUCCUGGUGCGUGAGAGCACAAACUACCCCGGCGACUACACGCUGUGCGUCAGCUGCGACGGCAAGGUGGAGCAUUACCGCAUUAUCUACCACAACGGCAAACUGUCCAUUGAUGAGGAGGAGUUUUUUGAUAACCUCAUGCAGCUCAUGGAGCACUACACUAAAGAUGCAGAUGGACUGUGUACCAGACUCAUCAAACCUAAACUCAUGGAAGGGACCGUGGCAGCCCAAGAUGAAUUCUCAAGAAGUGGCUGGGCUAUGUCUAGGAAAGAAUUGAAGCUUCUCCAGUCGAUUGGAAAGGGAGAGUUUGGAGAUGUGAUGGUUGGAGAGUACAGAGGCCAAAGAGUAGCAGUGAAGUGUAUCAAACAUGACGCCACGGCGCAAGCCUUCGUCGCUGAGGCUUCAGUCAUGACGCAGUUACGGCAUAAUAAUCUGGUACAGCUGCUGGGUGUGAUCGUGGAGGAGAAGGGAAGUCUGUACAUCGUCACUGAGUAUAUGGCCAAGGGCAGUCUAGUGGACUAUCUGCGCUCGAGGGGGCGCAGUGUUAUUGGUGGAGAUCGUCUCAUUAAUUUCUCCAUGGACGUGUGCAAGGCGAUGGAAUAUCUAGAGGCUAAUAACUUCGUACAUAGGGAUCUGGCCGCUCGUAAUGUUCUAGUAUCUGAAGACAACAUGGCUAAAGUGAGUGAUUUUGGCCUCACCAAGGAAGCGUCAUCUACUCAAGACACAGCCAAACUUCCAGUUAAAUGGACUUCACCUGAGGCCUUAAGAGAAAAGAAGUUUUCCACUAAAUCAGACGUUUGGAGCUAUGGCAUCUUACUGUGGGAGAUCUACUCCUUUGGUCGGGUACCAUAUCCAAGAAUUCCUCUGAAGGACGUGGUUCCACGUGUAGAACAGGGUUAUAAAAUGGACUCCCCGGACGGCUGCCCGCCAGUGGUGUACGACAUCAUGAAGCAGUGCUGGACUCUGGACGCAGUGGUGCGGCCCAGCUUCAGAAACCUGAGAGAGCAACUGCAAAAUAUCAUAGCCAAUGAGCUCUACCGAUGAAGGCAGAUCAACGGAGAGAGGCAAGAUCUAACAUCCCAUCUGCUCCCACGGGACCAUCCUCAUACAAUCUGACCAAAAUCUACUCUUAACCAGUGUACUUGAAAAACAUGAGCGGAAAUUUAUUUUGCGUGCACAUUUGUUUUAUUUUUUUUUCAUGGCUUUUUUCUAUUUUUAUUGAGGAGGCUGGCCUUCUCUGAACGUUUGAUUGAUAAGACACAGCCUCCUCUGAUAUCUUCUUCAUAUGCUUUCACGAUGUGGACUGCUGAUGGGUGUGCACCUGCUGUCAUUUCAUUUAGUCCCUAAAUCUUGAGUGUUUAACAGUCAAACAGAAAUUCAGUAUAAAAUUAUUAUAAUGAAACAAAUGGAUAUCUACAUAUGAAUACAUCCUAAAUAGACAUCAGGUACCUACCGUAAUGACAAUUAUCAAAAUAUAAUAUUUUGCUUUUAAAUAGACUGUAUGAUCAUCUUAACUUUAAGAUGUGAGAUCAAGCUGGACAUUGUAAAGUUCAAAAAACAUGUACAUCUUGAGGGGUAGCUGAAUGGAAAUAACGUAAGGUAUGAAGUCUGUCAUUGUGCCUUUACACCACAGAAGUCUGUCUUAAGUGUGUUGUUUUAAUUUCUUUAGCAAUGCAUUGUUAAAAAGCUCUUGGAUUUAAACUUGCUUAUCUUCCCAAACCCUUUUUUUGCCCUGACCAGAUGUGACCUUAUCUGGUGAUGACCGGCAGGACAUUUUGCCACUUUCCCCGUUCCAUAAUGCAAUCUAAUUGGUUCAAUAUUCCACUGCAUAAUUUUACACAUAAUGGUAUUAGACAUAUGUUCAGACUGGUUGUGAAUCUUUAGUGCUGCACAGCAUCUUUACUGUAAGACAAAUUACUUGUCGUGAUGUGCCUGGUUAGGAAGCAUUGUGAAAGUUCCAGGCCACAGGUUGCCUUUUAAUAGAGCUUUGAUGGGAUUGUCUAUUUAAAAAUCUUGAAAAAAAAAGACGAAACAUACAGAACUGAAAUAUAUGUUAAGAUGUUUGUUUCCAAGGUCUGUGCAUGCUGUGUUACAAGCCUUGAUUUUACUCAGUGCUUUUGAUAUUUUCUUUGCUGCCAUAUUUCAGAUCAUUCCACUAAAGCAGUUUGAUAAAAACAAAAGGUAAACGACAACAAAAAAUUAAUAAAAUGGCUGGAAAAACAUGUUUUCUUUGUUUAAAAUGUGUCCUUAAAGUGAUAGUUCACUCAAGCAGAAAAACAAAUAGUCAUGCUCGUGUUAGUCAACUCCUGUGUGACUUUCUUCCCUGGAGCAUAAAAGCAGAUAUGAAAUAUUCUCCAUCCAAUUAAAAGUGGACAGAAAACCAUAACAUCCAUUUGAAACAUUUGAAGCAUCAUAAGUGUGAGUAAAUAAUGACCCAACAGUUCAAAUAUUUUAGGUGAACUAUCCCUUUAAAUGUGUCUUUUACGUUAAUGGUCCCUCAAAGGUCAGUCAAGGAAACUCUAAACAUCCCCAGAGAGAAAACACAUCAUCUGUGCAAGCGUCUGCUCAUUUCGCAGUGACCCAAACGGUCAUGAUGGAUGCUCGCCAUAAUGUUUAGAUGUGACUUUGUUCAAAGGUAAUAAUAAUACCAAUACCCUAAGAUGUGCUGUUUGUGUGCAAAUCCCAUCACAUGCACCUUGAACAGAAUAGCAUGGUAUCAUUUUCUGGUCUAUUUAUAGAAUGCCAUAUUUCUGGUCUCUUAUCAGCAACAUGAUAUGAAGGUGAAUCAUGACUGUUUGGCUAGAUGGAAACUGAAACCAUUGAAAUGCUGUGUUUGUGGUUUUCAGCCAAGGUGAAUCCAUCUCGGGUCUAAAAUGAAAGCAGGUUGUAAAAAAACAAGGACAUUUUGUAGUCUUUUUACACCUGCUAUAGUAUAGAGAAUUUAUUUGGCAUUUUCUUAAAGGGACAGUUCCCCCAAAAUGAAAAUUUCUCUUUUUAUAGUCGUUAGGACGCAUUCUUAUUUUGUCCUACUAACUGUUAUAAACAAAUGUAUAAUCGUCCAUGAGAGUGAAUGAUGAGUGAGAGAUGACAUGAUCUUCACUGCUUUACCCCCAUUAGCAGUCACUCUUAAAUCAUUUACAUAAAAAGUUGAACUUCUCUCAACUUUGUCAUGUUGCGUGACAUCACACUUUCCAGCUCCAAUGGUCACUAUAGCUGCAUUUCUGUUACCCUUCAAUUUGCGCAAAUUAAAAUUGUGAAUUGAAUGACGCCCGGUGGAAAUACGUAAAUUGUGCAAAAAUGAAUAUGGACCACUUCGCAGGAUGUCUAGAAGCACUAGGCUGGUGCCUGCGAUAUACGUUAAACCACUAACAUCCAUCACCAUAAUUUUUCGAAUGACGUUUUAGUUGCAUAACAAUGGUUAAUUAAAACAACCUCAUUUCGCAAAGUUUUGUGCAAAUCUGUAAUAGAAACCAGGCUACUGUUGCUAGUGUUGAUGGAAGUCGCCAUAAGCUCCCAUUGUGUGAACGGGGCUUUACGCAAACUCGUACAACGUUUUUUUGUGAAAUACAGAGUGUAUGCAUUUAUGUUAAUGCAUUUAAAUGAUGUUUUAUCCAAACUAUGCCUAAUUUGGAUGUUUUGAAUGUAAAAUAAAAUAACAA
This is a messenger RNA of Triplophysa rosa, 4558 nucleotides long. RefSeq names its product C-terminal Src kinase (gene csk). The record is from RefSeq and is a predicted model, not a curated record. Gene Ontology annotation, biological process: protein phosphorylation; adherens junction organization; regulation of Fc receptor mediated stimulatory signaling pathway. NCBI's taxonomy places the organism in Eukaryota, Metazoa, Chordata, Actinopteri, Cypriniformes, Nemacheilidae. The transcript has 13 exons. The coding region runs from base 570 to 1943 and encodes 457 amino acids. Gene Ontology annotation, molecular function: protein binding; ATP binding; protein tyrosine kinase activity.